UAAAUGCUACUGAACAGAAACAGUGGGGAAGUCCCAUAGAGGCGUGGUCGGCAAGAUCAUGGCGAGCAGCAAUGGAGGAGGAGAAGGAAGAGAAGAAGAGGAGCUGCAUCGAUUGACGGAGCUGAGCAAAAACUUGAAAGAAGGGGAGAGAAUUCUUGGGCCAACAAGGAGACCCGACGGUACUCUCCGAAAACCCAUCCGGAUUAGGGCUGGCUAUGUCCCUCAGGAGGAAGUUGGCAUUUACCAAUCGAAAGGCACCCUGUGGAAGAAGGAGAUGGCCUCGCAGGUGGGACCUCCAGGUUAUGAUCCUGAAUUGGAUGCAAAACCCAAGACUAAGGCAGUUAAGAGGAAUGAAAGAAAGAAGGAGAAGCGGCUACAGGCUGCUCUUGAAAAGGACAAGAAUGUGGAACAAGGAGAAGCUGGGGAGAUACAAGAGGAAGAAGUCCUACAAGUUGAAGAUUUGGGCACUGGGUCGGAAUCUGUCAAGCAGUUAGCAUCUCAGAUGAAUGAGCUAACAGUUUCCGUAAAUGCCACUAUAAUUAGCCCCCCCUUGGAAGCUACUGAGGGUUCAAAUUCAGGAAAUCCAAUUCAAGAGAUUGAUAAACGGAUACGAGCACUUAAAAAGAAGAUUCGACUUGCAGAAGGACAACAACAGAAAAUUGCACAAGAUAUGAAGCCAGAUCAGUUGGACAAAUUGACAAAGCUGGAAGGCUUUCGCAAGGAGCUAAAACUUUUGGAGGAUAAGAAGGUAGAAAUGGCAGCAUCAUCAUAAACAAUUGUUUGGGGAGGAGAAACGGAUCCUUGAUGCUUUCUUUCCUUGAUAAAAGAUAUGAAAGAAUCCUUGUAAUGGUCGGAAGUGGAAGUUCCAUCUAUCUAAGAUUCGGUUUCUUAUCAGCUGUUUUAUACCGCAUACCGAUUGUUCAACCACGCUUGGUUAUUCCAUACAGUAAUUACUAAUUAUUCAUUCCUUUCUCGUUUUCAUUGAAAUUUUAAUCACCUUUUGUUCCA
This is a messenger RNA of Juglans regia (Persian walnut), 1008 nucleotides long. RefSeq names its product partner of Y14 and mago-like. The coding region runs from base 59 to 772 and encodes 237 amino acids. Gene Ontology annotation, biological process: exon-exon junction complex disassembly. Lineage: Eukaryota; Viridiplantae; Streptophyta; Magnoliopsida; Fagales; Juglandaceae. The record is from RefSeq and is a predicted model, not a curated record. Gene Ontology annotation, molecular function: RNA binding. The transcript is spliced from 4 exons. Gene Ontology annotation, cellular component: exon-exon junction complex; cytoplasm.